UGGGAAUUUUGCGGAAUUUCAUUUUCUAUUCAUCCACCACACCACCCGUCGCUACAUUACUCGCAUCAUGGGGGCCGAAUGCUGUGACGGUCAUGGACAUUCCCACGGAGGACCUGCGGUGGCGCAUGUUGCUGGAGCCCCGCUGACUGCUGAGGAAGAGGCCGAGUUCAAGAAGGUCAAGAAGAUGGCCGACUUUCUUCGCGGCCGCAAGGGCAUGCCCGUGCGCCAAGCCAUCGAGAUGGGAAAGCGUGUCGAAUUCUUCCGGGGCGACAAGCUCGGUAAAUUCCUGCUGAACAACGCCGUGGCCGAACGGUACUGCCCGUCGCCAGUGACGGAAAAGGCACAUGCCAUCGACAUGGGCAAGUUGUUGAUCCAUCACGGGUUCAUCCACCGCAGCAACCGCGACGAACGCAACAAGAAGGUGUUGCAGCCCACACAGGACACGGAGUUUGUCGCCGACGGGUACUACACGUGGAUGUACGACGGCCCGACGACGUUCCGCAACUUUCUCACGACGCUGCUCAUCAUCGGGUUCACGGGCCUUGUGUGCUACCCGAUCUGGCCGCAGUGGAUCAAGGUCGUCGUGUGGUAUUGCUCGGUCACGUUUUUGAUCUUCAUCUUUGUGUUCUCGCUCGUGCGGGUGUUUGCAUUUUUCAUCCUGUGGCUCGUGGGCAUUGAGUUUUGGUUCCUGCCCAACAUUUACGACGACAACCUGGGGGUCGUCGACUCGUUCAAGCCGCUGUACAGUCUCAAGAGCACCGACAUCAGUGAACGCAAGUACCGCGCGAUUGCAUUCGUCUUGUUCAUCGUCCUGUGCGUAUGGAUCGCCCAGCAGCCCACCGACUUUGACGAGUACAUGGAGCUCACGAAGCAGUUUACCGACGACAUCUACUCGGGCAAGCUCAUCGACGACAUGAGCCAGCAACAGCGAGACAGCAUAGACAAGAUGAAGAUCCCCGACCUCGAAGACCUCAUGAAGGACGACGCGACGGACAUUUUCUCGGAGAAGGACGAGGAUGCGAUCUUUGACAACUUCCUGGACUCCAAGUACUUUUCCAAAGACGGCGACGAUGUUGACGAAAAGGACGACUUGUAGGCUUGAUUGAAUAACACGUUCUCAUAUGUAUAUAGCCCCCUGCUUUCCGUACCUUUCCUAGCAUGAUGCUGCGGUACGUACCACAGGAAAUCCUCACAGGGCGGCGCGAGGACGUUCCUCUGACUCGCCUCGCACACAUGGAGACGAUCACUGGGCUUCGUCCUCGUCCUUUGCAUACCAUGACCUUUCAGAAAUGUCUUGCCGUGACAUCUAUUCCACCUUGGCACCGCCGCGCGCUUUCAGUUGUCCGCGC
This is a messenger RNA of Aphanomyces astaci, 1349 nucleotides long. RefSeq lists its product as hypothetical. The transcript is spliced from 2 exons. The record is from RefSeq and is a predicted model, not a curated record. Gene Ontology annotation, biological process: post-translational protein targeting to membrane, translocation. The coding region runs from base 68 to 1096 and encodes 342 amino acids. Gene Ontology annotation, cellular component: endoplasmic reticulum membrane; endoplasmic reticulum. NCBI's taxonomy places the organism in Eukaryota, Oomycota, Saprolegniomycetes, Saprolegniales, Verrucalvaceae.